AUGGCGGCACAUGUGAAAUGUUUUCAGAAGAUGGUGAAGGAUGCAUAUCACGUCAUUUGUAAAACCUGUGCCCUGAAGCUGGAGCUUUGUGCCAAGUGUGGGAAGAAAGAGGACAUUGUAAUUCCGGUUAACACACAGAAGUAGGGAGAGGAAGAGGAGGAAGACACCAAUCAAAAGAAGACCGGACACACUCAGAGGAAGAAGGACUUCAGUGAGCUUGAUGAUGACUUUGGCGACUUUGGCAGUGAUGAUGAACACUUUGCCAGUGACUCAGGUCCUGAGAAGGCAGGAAGUGGCAAGGCCCCUAUCCCUAACGUGGCACGUGUUAGUUUCAAAGACUAAAGACUGCUAAACCAGGA
Messenger RNA from Coregonus clupeaformis (lake whitefish), 359 nucleotides. It is a transcript of the gene c18h9orf85, whose product is annotated as chromosome 18 C9orf85 homolog. The record is from RefSeq and is a predicted model, not a curated record. NCBI's taxonomy places the organism in Eukaryota, Metazoa, Chordata, Actinopteri, Salmoniformes, Salmonidae.